CUGGCUGGCACACAGCCCUGGAGUGCCUUCCGCUGGUAGCUAGGGGACUAGAGCUGUGAUCGUUUUCUUUUUCUUUUCCUAUUUAUUUUGUUUUUAUGUGUGUAGUUCUAAAGAAAGAAAAAACGAAAUUCUUCUCGACCAGUCUCAUGUGAAACCAGCCACAUGAUCAAAACGAUGACUGGGCCACUGAGAUACCCGUUUGCAAUUUUAAUCGCAUUUCAUCUGGCCUGUGUCUUGGUACUAGCCUCCGAGGUUCCACACGACCUUGUAAGGCGCCAGGCCGAUGAAGUUGCGUCUCAGAUAGUCAGUUCCAACAGCAACCCAUCACAGAAUUCUCUGAACGGCGACCCCUCGAGCGACCCACAGAAAGUCGAAGUAAGGCCCUCAGACUGGAGGUUCCUGGAGCUGCUGCAGGUCAACAGCUCUGCGCCUCACAAUAUCAUUGAAGCAGAAAACAACCCCGAAGAAUGGCAUGCCUUGGCCUCCACGCUCCUUCACCAUUCUUUCGUUGCUGAUCAAAUUAUGCAGUAUCAACUUUCGCGCUUGCUUGGAGAUGGAGAGGCAGAGACCAACUCCUCGUACGUGCCUUAUUACCUCGACCAGUCGGCAAGGCUAGUGGCCGGUCUCAAUGAUUCGGCGCCUGACGAUUUGUUCCAGAGCAUGGGUAUGAUGGUAGUGGGACACCCUUGCUUGACCUCCAGCAACAAAGGUCACGUCUCUGCCCUGCUGGUGGCUCUACCCGAUGUCCCCUCACCCAUUGUUCAGAUAGACCAAAAGGUCACAGAUAAAGACGACCCGUUCUGCGAGACAGAGGAUCCCCCCAAUAGUCAGAAAGUGGAAGUUGAAUACCUAGGUGGAGUCUACGAUAAUACAGACGAACUGUCCAGCUUGAACAGUUCUUCGAUGUCGUACAUGAUGUUCCUCCUCACAGGCAGGAUCGACAAGAGGUCCUUGGCUGUUAGAGUGGAUCAGGACAUGACGGUGGUGAGGAACAUUACCGACGACUGCGAUGAAACAACGACCGAGAUGCCUACAACGACACCAACUGGGCCCAUAGAUCCGAUUCCAGAGGAGGAAGUCGACACCAUCGUGCAAGUGAUCGAGGACGUUGAUGGCCUUGACUGCAAUGAAACUGUGUCAGAGUAUUCCCAGAGUGUUAUCAUCGAAAAUAAAUAUGAAAUGGAUGAUUUCGAAAAAGCUCUGAGCAGGCUGCAGGAGAGCGAGGAUGGCCAUUGCGUGAUAGAAGCUGUUUAUUCACAAGACGCCAACAGCACAGCGAACGCAACUUGGUACUACAUGGAUCAGCAUGAUCUUGUCUGGACGGAAGUAGAGGAAGAAUACGAGACAGAUAUCCACAUUGGCCACGGGCUGGUGGUGAUUCUGCCUCUGAUCUCGAACAAUGGGUCUUUGAGUUACGUCAUCCUUACGAAGACUUAUAUCGACGAACCCGCGAGCCCCAUCGUACAGAUCCAGCAGGCGUUCAUAGACCACAGCGGAUGUGGCUGCGUGGAUGAAGAGGCCAGUGGAGACGGGACUAAUGUAACACACUAUGUUUCACAGCACUUCGAGCACAGAUAUAACUACAGCGACCUCGCACUUGACUUGGAUUCCAUGACCGAUUACAUCAGGAUGCUGGAGGCCGUCCCGCCCUUCGAGCGCCAGUACAUAGAUAUCAUUGCCUUCAAUGAAAUCGAGGGACCCGAUUGCAAUGAGACGACAACCACGAUGGAAACAACCAGCACUGUGGAAACAACCACGCCAGAGGAAACUACCACGGUAGAAACAACCACACCAGAGGAAACUACUACGGUGGGACCAACUACCACAGGGGAAACAACCACACUCACAACGACCUUUGUAACACCUACGACAGCGGAAACCACAACACUAAUGACAACAACGGAAAGUAGUACUGGUACACCUGAAAUAACCACAUCAGACAUGACAACGACAGUGGAAUCCACCACAUCCUUCACAACACCCAAGUCGACAUUUGCAUCAGGCGAAUCCACAGACUCAUCUGCAACAGUCUUUAGAACAGAAGAUCCUACCCUUACUUCAUCGGAAACAACAACAGAAACAAUCUUUAUAACGCAGGAAUCCACAACUUCAGCAGAAACAACCUUUACAACACGGGAAUCCACAACAUCAACAGAAACAACCUCUAAAUCACUGGCAUUUACAACUUCUACAGAAACAAUCUCUAAAACACCGGAAUCUACAACGACACUGGAAACACCACUGAAACACCGGAAUCCACAACUUCAACAGAAACAACCUUUGAAACACCGGAAUCCACAACUUCAUCAGAAACAACCUUUGAAACUACCGAAUCCACAACUUCAAAAGAAACAACCUUUGAAACACCGGAAAUCCACAACUUCAACAGAAACAACCUUUGAAACACCGGAAUCCACAACUUCAACAGAAACAACCUUUGAAACACCGGAAUCCACAACUUCAACAGAAACAACCUUUGAAACACCGGAAAUCACAACCUCGUCGAUUCCUACCAUUACUGACACGACAGCGACAGUGCCGACUUCAACACCGGUUAUACCUACAGCGACAACACCGACUAAGACAACCUUCGAGAUAAAACCCACCACAAAGCCCAAAGAAGACAUGAUAAUACAGGUGGACGAGCAAUUUGAAGCUAAUGCUGACUGUAAUGAUACCGAGAGCAAUUUCCUCCAAGAAGUCGUCAUUGACAACGAUUUCGACAAGGAUGAUUUUGUUCACGCUCUUCAUAGACUGAAAGCGAGUGAGGAAAGCUUCUGUGUCAUCGAAACGGUUUUCUCGCAAGGCUCUAACAUCUCUGCUAAUUCAUCCUGGUAUUACAUGGAUGAGAACGACCUGAUUUACUUGGAGGAGAAGGAGUACAAUAAUGUGCAUAUUGGCUAUGGUGUAUUGGUGGUCUUACCUUUGAUAAACGUCGAUGGCUCUCUCAUGUUCGUCAUACUAUUCAGGACUUUCACGGCCGAACCCGCAAGUCCUAUCGUUCAAAUUGCACAGAGCUUCCGAUCGCACAGAGAUUGCGGGUGCAUUGGCGAGGACGAGGUCGGUCUGGGCAAUGGAACGUAUGAUGUGACGAGUUCAGUGAUACAACACUUCACCGAAACAUCAAGCUAUAAUAUCAGCGGAAUAGAUAUAGAGACUCUCACAUACUACAUCCAGAUGCUGAUCGCGGUUCCUCCCUUUGAGCGUCAUUUGUCAGAAAUCAUUAUCCAUAGGACUCUUGAGGAAGAAUGUGAAGAUAAUGAAACAACCACCAUAUCACCUACCACAGAGCUUGUUACUUUUGAUACACUGUCAGCAAAACCAUUUUUGUAUGGAGACAUUUUCUAUGUGCACAUUUUCCUACUUCCCAUUUUCAACUAA
This is a messenger RNA of Penaeus monodon (black tiger shrimp), 3381 nucleotides long. RefSeq lists its product as uncharacterized. The transcript is spliced from 23 exons. The record is from RefSeq and is a predicted model, not a curated record. NCBI's taxonomy places the organism in Eukaryota, Metazoa, Arthropoda, Malacostraca, Decapoda, Penaeidae. Bases 163 to 3381 code for a protein of 1072 amino acids.